UUUAUCGACAGAACGUCACGGAAAUAUUUGCAUUUUGCAGUGACCUUGUUCUGGGUCUGUUUUUACACAAUUGUUUACUCUCUUGUCAACAAUUUAAAACACACUCACUCGCUCUGCGCUGGACCAUACGGGAGGUGUAGUGUGACAGUGAUUUGGCAACGGCAUACAGUGUGAGACAGCGAAGAGGAUGAAUGACAUGCUUUACAAGUGAGGGCACGACGAGACCAUUUUUAAAAGUUACCUUUCAGGGUGGGAAUUUACAAAUUCACUGAAUCUCGGUGUUUUGCAACUAUCGGGACCGACUGUUAAAGCAACAAAAUGAACACAAGCGACGCCAAAGAGUACCUGUCGAAACGAGAAAUCCCUCAACUCUUUGAGAGCAUGCUGACAGGGCUGAUGUAUCACCGGCCCGAGGACCCACUGGGCUACCUGGAGAGCUGCCUGCAGAAAGCACGUGAGCUGGGCGGCCCUGAGAGGGUGCGCUGGGACACCUUCAUCACACAGGACCGUCGGCCCCUGCCACCCAUCAACGGGGGCCAGAGCAAGAAGACCGUCUUCAGAGCAGAGCCAGCCCCUCUAAGCCCCUAUAGGCGGUACGAACGCCUGCCUCCCAUCCAGGCUCAGUUCUCCAUCGAGAGUGACUCGGAUAUGACAGAAUCCACCGGACUCAUCCAGGAGUACGACGUCUUCGACCCCUCCAAACCACGGCCGGCCAUCAUCUUCGUCGUCGGCGGGCCGGGCAGCGGAAAAGGCACACAGACUGCCAAGAUGGCACAGCGCUACGGUUACGUGUGUGUCUCUGUGGGAGAGAUCCUGCGCAACCAGCUGCUGCAUCACGCCCCCAGCGACAGGAAGUGGGAGCUGAUCGCAAAAAUCAUCGCCAACGGAGAGCUCGCUCCCCAGGAGACGACGAUUGAGGAGCUGAAGCAGCAGUUCAUCAAGCAUCAGGAUGCGAAGGGCUUCAUCGUGGACGGCUUCCCACGAGAGAUCGCACAGGCCUUCACCUUCGAGGAGCAGAUCGGCUCUCCUGACCUGGUGGUGCUCCUGGCCUGUUCGAACCCUCAGCUGCGGCAGCGCCUGGAGAAGCGAGCAUCUCAGCAGGGUCGCCCUGACGACAACACCCACGCCAUCGAGAGGAGGCUGGAGACCUUCAAACAGAACAUCGGCCUCAUCGCCAAGUACUACCAGGAGAGGGCGCUCAUCGUGCGGAUCGAUGCUGAUCGGGAGGAGGGCGAUAUUUUCGCCGAUAUCAGUGCCACAGUCGAAGAGAGGCUGUUCCCCAAGGGAAUCGAAGCAGAAGGUUUUACAGACCCUGAUCCUAUGCAGGAGCAGUACGAAGAGGAAGAGGGCGAGUUUGACAAUGCCGAGGGGCAGGUUGAAGAAUUUCUACUCACAGAUCAGCUCAUCAUGGCAGAUAAACUGAAGAACAGCAAGAUCAUCUUUGUAGUUGGCGGUCCUGGCUCUGGCAAAGGCACCCAGUGUGAAAGGAUCGUCCAGAAGUAUGGCUACACCCACCUGUCCACCGGUGACCUGCUCAGGGCAGAGGUCAGCUCAGGCUCAGAGAGAGGCAAGAAGCUGUCCGCCAUCAUGGAGAAGGGCGAGCUUGUCCCCCUGGACACUGUUCUGGACAUGCUGAAGGACGCCAUGAUCGCCAAGGUUGACAUCUCCAAGGGCUUCCUGAUCGACGGGUAUCCCCGUGAGGUCAAGCAGGGAGAGGAGUUUGAGAAGAAGAUUGGCGCCCCCACUCUGCUGCUGUACAUUGAUGCCGGUGCUGAAACCAUGGUGAAGAGGCUUAUGAAGCGCGGAGAGACCAGCGGCCGCGUUGAUGACAACGAGGAGACCAUCAAGAAGCGCCUGGACACCUACUACAAGGCCACCGAGCCUGUCAUCGCCUUCUACGAGGGCCGUGGCAUCGUCAGGAAGAUGAAUGCAGAAGGCAGUGUGGAUGAUGUCUUUGGCCAGGUCUCCAAAGCCCUUGAUGCCUUGCAGUAAACCAGACGAGGAGGACGGGAGGAACCGCCUUUUCCAGGAACACAGUAAUGAGUCGGACUCAAUUCAGUGAAAGACCUUAAGAGACAAUCUUUGCCUUAUCGCAGCGACCCUAACCAUUGCACAAACCCUAAUCAAGAACUGCAAAACCGCAGCCACAAUAAAAAAUAAGCAUGCACACAUACACGCAGGGGGUUGAUUUUGGACUUUGGGCGUUUAUCUGCACAUCUGUAAUUAUUUAAGUGAAAAACGCAACCAUGAACAAAGAUAGACCAUAAGAAGUGAAGGAUUCCACCCCCCAACCCCCAACAAGACACAUUUUAACGUGAUGGUCGUGGAUUAUAUAGGUGGUGUGAAUAGGCUAUUAAAUGCCUGCAGAUGAGACAUGUUCAGUGUAUUGAUUACAAGCAAAAGGUACUCAGAUUGCUGCCACAGUCCUGAGCAUUUUAGUACUGCUGCUAAUUCAAAAUACUCUCUAUCUUUUCUUGUGUAGGUUCUCUCAUCAUGUCCUGUUUCUGUGGUCCCUGUUGUUGCUAUCUCAUUUGCUGUUCAUCUCAUCUCCUUCAGUCCUGUUCUGUUUUCAUUAAACAUUACCACUACCUAACUGACCCAA
Molecule: messenger RNA, 2602 nt
Organism: Acipenser ruthenus (sterlet)
Lineage: Eukaryota; Metazoa; Chordata; Actinopteri; Acipenseriformes; Acipenseridae
Product: adenylate kinase isoenzyme 1-like
Exons: 14
Coding region: 319-1992 (557 amino acids)
Biological process (GO): ATP metabolic process; nucleoside triphosphate biosynthetic process
Cellular component (GO): cytoplasm; cytosol
Molecular function (GO): ATP binding; nucleoside diphosphate kinase activity; AMP kinase activity
Source: RefSeq, a predicted model, not a curated record